This is a messenger RNA of Paramisgurnus dabryanus, 4033 nucleotides long. It is a transcript of the gene myripb, whose product is annotated as myosin VIIA and Rab interacting protein b. Gene Ontology annotation, molecular function: small GTPase binding; actin binding; myosin binding. The record is from RefSeq and is a predicted model, not a curated record. NCBI's taxonomy places the organism in Eukaryota, Metazoa, Chordata, Actinopteri, Cypriniformes, Cobitidae. Gene Ontology annotation, cellular component: cortical actin cytoskeleton. Gene Ontology annotation, biological process: intracellular protein transport.
GAGAUACAAGGAGAGGGGAUUCAUUCAUUUAUCCUCAAGAACGAAACUUAAAAGCACUGUUGUAAACAGACGCAAAUCCCAUAAAUCAGUUCGCACCAGUCGGCGCCCUGUAAGUCAAAGCGCGUGACUAUGCGCGUUUGCUUGCAUGGGAAAAUCAGAAUCUGCGAUCAAUGGAAGUUUACCGAGCCAACACGCGCGCGCUCUCGUUCCCAGUGACCGUGAUAGAGGCGCGCGUAGAUGCUCGUAGCCUGCGGACAACCGGCGGAUGUUGAUCUCGCUGACCUCCAAACCUCCCACAGAAACUUCUCAAGAACAGCGUUUGGUGACCUUCAGCAUUUUGACCUUUGACCCUUGACUCAGACACAGCAAUGGGGCGUAAGCUGGAUCUGUCAGGCCUGAGCAAUGAUGAAGCGGAGCAUGUGCUCAGAGUCGUUCAGAGAGACAUGAAACUCCGUAAAAAGGAGGAGGAGAGACUAGGUGAAAUGAAGCAUGAGUUGGAGGAGGAGGGCAGUCGCUGUUUGCUCCUGUCUAAGCAGCACAAGUUCAACGAGCACUGCUGCAUCCGCUGCUGCUCUCCAUUCACCUUCCUGCUCAAUCCCAAGCGUCCUUGUCUGGACUGCCACUAUAACGUCUGCAAGUCAUGCCGCUCAUACAGCCAGAGCGAGAGGGGAUACGUCUGCGCCGCCUGUGAGAAGACCAGGCUCCUGAGGACGCAGUCUUUGGAAUGGUACUACAAUAAUGUUAAGAGUCGGUUUAAGAGAUUUGGCAGCGCCAAAGUCCUCAAGACUCUCUACAGGAAACACAUUAUUGAAAGAGGAGCAUUAUCUGAGUUAACAGAGGUGAGCGCUCAUGAAGGCAGUAAUGAUAAUGGCAGUGUUUGUGAUGGCAGUGACUCCACUCUUUAUAAACAUGAAGGGCACAGCAUGGCAGAGACGCUCACCGUCGCCCUGCGUGUAGCAGAAGAGGCUAUAGAGGAAGCCAUCGCAAAAGCCGAGAGCUACAGAGACAGUCUGGAGAAACAGAAUGAGGCUCGAUAUUUACGUGACCAUAGAGAAGAGCUCGUAGAGGAACUCGCCACAACAAUUGUACAAAAAAUCAUUCAAAGGGGUAAGAGGUCUGAGAUUCAGGCCGAGUAUGAGUUUAUAUGGCCUCAGAUUCACAGUAAUGAGUUGCCGUCCCCCGCCUCGACACAAGACGCACACGCAACUCAGCAUUCACACAGUACCUCCCAGCACGGCGCUGUAGCACAGGCAAACACCACAAGCUCCUAUUCCCUGUGGAGGUCAAGAUCAGCAUUCUCUAUAACAAGUGACGAUUCUCCAGAGAAGGGCCCUGAGGUGGGUAUGGCCCCGGUGGGCCCUGAGAGUUCAGAGGUAGAUAAGGACAUCCAGAACUACACUUCACUCAGAAGAGAGUCCAGAGCAUCAUCACUUCCAGGGUGGAAGAGUGUUGACCGCUUGGACAACUCGAGUGCAUCCUCAGUCCUCCAGUCACCUGAUGGUAACUGGAUCGCCCUGCAGAGCUCCCAGCAUUCCCGGCCCAGUCUGCUGACCAAGCGCAAGAGCCUGGUCUUCAGCAUACUAGAGAAAGAAUCGGGCGUCGUGUCCGCAUACGACGAAAUGGGCUCUGAAUCGGACCCCGAGGACAAGGGAGGAUGGGGGGCUGCCCUGUUACAGUUUCGCCGCCGUCUUUCUGACGAAACCUAUUACACUGACUCUCAACACGACCCUGAAUGGACAUACACGCAACACCCACCUGUGACAUCACCCUCUUCGGGUCAAUACACCAACACGGAGACCCUCAACUCGGACUCGGAAAUGUCAACCGGCCCUUCGACUCGAGCCCGCAGACCCGCCCACGUUACGCCCCAGAGGAAAAAGGUGCCACCUGAUCCACACCUGUGUCCUCCUUUUAGACAUCCCAUGAGCACUGCUGCCCCACCUCAUCUGAGACCAGAGGUCCUGGAUGUGAACUUUAACCCCCGUUUGGGCGGGGAUAGUAGUGAUGGGGAGGACCGGAGCGAGCAGGUGAAAAGAUCAAGGAGGCGACGCAGAAGCAAGCGCGAGACAUCAGAGCCGAGCCGGGCACAUAAUGCACUGUACAGCGCCGCUACAGCGGAGAACAGCGCUCUUCUUCUCAACGCCAUGAUGAUGCGCCGACAGCAGAGCCAGGAGACUCCAGGCCCUCUCGGUUAUCACACUCCAGACACUGUGACCCCUCCUGAGCUUUUGACGUCUGGUGCCAUGACCCCUGAACCUGACUAUCAGAACACAGUGGCUCAUAACUCCAGUGCUGCCAGCCCACCAAUGCUCAACAAACAAGGGUUCGGCAUUCAGGGCCCCGUCGUGAGGGCCUCUUCUGUCAACGAAACCCUGGAACAAGAAUUGAGAUCCAAACUCUGUGACCUGGUUGGCCAGGCCAGCGAGAUGGAUGUGAUGUCAUCUGAUUAUGAGCUCCGGGACAGUGUUAGGGAAAAAGAAAGUGAAAUAAUUAAAAGGGAGAGGCGUGAGAAUAAACGAGACAAGAGGACUGAUAGAGAAAUAAAUGAGAAAAUGAAUGAACGGCAGCAAGAAAGACAAAUAAAUAAAGAGAGAGAGAUCAAGAGAGAGCGACAUAAUCAGAUACAAAGUGUGCUUGGGAGAGAUAGAGAAAGACAAAUGGAGAUUCAGCUGAAAAGAGAUCAAGAGAGGCAAGCAAAGUUUGAAAGGCAAAGGAAAAUCUUACACACGGACAGCGAACCUGACGUGGAAGUAAAAGAAGAAGAGAAACAGGAAGUGGCCCGUAUGACAGAGGAAGUGAGAGUUAUGGAGCGAACCAGGAGUUUGGAGGAAGACAAUGAGGAGAAAGUGAAGAGAACAUCACCGCAGAGAAGCAAACAUGAAACAGGGUUAGAAAGACAAGAACAACUUGAGACAAAGGCAACACGAUCGACAGCCACAUCUCCAGACAGUGCCCCCUGUGGUCUGGAGGAGCCAAUGGCUCCAUCAGAGGAGGGGUUCAAUGAUCGUGCCCUACAGCAGAAGCUUCUGUUACUCUCAUCUUUCGCACAGCAGAAGUAUUCGGCCGCAUCCUUGUGCAGCAUCACCACAGAAGUCCUAAAGGUCCUCAAUGCCACAGAGGAUUUGCUUGGAGAGGCGGAAGGUAAAGUGCACGACCCUUCUCCAGCUGGCACACCAUUAUCAUCUCGCCCUGGAAAUAAGAAGUUGGACCAGCACCUCACUAAGAUGGAGGAAAAUGUGUAUCUGGCUGCAGGUGCAGUGUACAGUCUAGAGGGGGCGCUAAGUGAUUUAGAAGAAUGUGCCCGCAGCAUUAGCAGCUCCACCACUGAAACUGAACUGGCCUACCUGGAGGAUCAGGUAGCCACUGCUGCCGCCCAAGUGCAGCAGUCUGAGCUCCAGAUCUCUGAUAUCGAGGCAAGAAUAGCGUCCCUCAAAUCUGCAGGAUUGAAUGUGUCUACAUGCACACGAUUUUCCAAGUUCAAGUCUAAACCUAAGGCCCAGACGUUAGAUUCUUCUCGGCAUCAGAGGAGAAAACUUCCUGCACCUCCUUUCAAAAGUCUAUCUACAGAAAUGGAGUAUAAACCCGAGUCACAGGUGAGAUCUAUGAGGCCAUGACAAGAGGAUACGUGAUCUCCACAUUUGUCAAAUAUGGCUUCUUAUCGCUUCAUUGACUGCUAGGACCAUCAGGCUGUUCCACACCAGUGCCUUGAUCCAACUGUCGGUCCUCAAAUAUAAUCAGCAUUAAUGCGACAACCCCUGGAGCUCUACACCUCUGUGCUCCAGUAACCAGAGCAUCACAUCUGUUUCUCUCUGCCUUAAAGGAGACCACACGGCCUCCAGUGAACCACACAGAGGGUGUAAUUGUAAUUUUAGCAUUCUGACAUAUAGGUGGACAAUAGUAAGUGUUAACAAUCUGGGACCUUCUUUCUCCUUUUCUAACUGUUUUCGAGUGUUGUACAUGUCUGUUGGAAAUGUAAAUGAUGAAAAUGCUAGACCAUACAGUACUGUGCAAAUGUUUUAGGCCACCACAAUGU